AUGGCACUCGCUCCGAAGUUUGCUGGACAAAGAUUUGCCGCCAGCAGCGCUGCUCCAACAUUGCAUACGCUUGAGCUUUACCUCGAUUAUGUCUGCCCUUUCUCUGCCAAGAUGUUCAACACGGUCUAUACCUCCGUCUUUCCGUUGAUCGAAAAGAAGUAUGCUUCAAAAGUUCAGAUUCUUUUUAGACAACAGAUCCAACCGUGGCACCCAUCAUCCACGUUAGUUCAUGAAGCUGGAGUUGCUGUUCUCAAAUUGCAGCCAAGCAAGUUUUGGGAUUUUAGCAAAGCCUUGUUCGAUGAAGCAAAAUCAUUCUACGAUGUAAACGUUGUCAAUGAAACUCGCAACAAGAGUUACGAACGUCUAGCCAAGAUUGGAGCCAAAGUUGGCUUGAAUGAGAAGGAGAUGUACGAUCUAUUGUACAUCUCGGACAAGCCAGACAAAGAUGGUAGCUUGAAUACUGGGAAUCAAGUCACCAAUGACUUGAAAGUGCUGGUUAAGAUGAACCGAAUGCAAGGCGUCCACGUCACGCCCACAGUGGUCUUUAAUGGGGUCGUUGAGAACAACAUCAGCUCAAGCUUCAGUGGCGAACAAUGGGAGGAGUGGCUGGAGAAGAACGUUGUGUGA
Molecule: messenger RNA, 627 nt
Organism: Mollisia scopiformis
Lineage: Eukaryota; Fungi; Ascomycota; Leotiomycetes; Helotiales; Mollisiaceae
Exons: 3
Coding region: 1-627 (208 amino acids)
Source: RefSeq, a predicted model, not a curated record